AUGGCUGCUGGGAAAAUGAACAUCAGUAUUGAUUUGGAAACUAACUAUGCAGAGUUGGUUCUAUAUGUGGGAAGAAUCACUCUUGGGGAGAAGAACAGAAAAAGAAUGAAAGAUUGUCAACUAAGAAAAAAGCAGAACGAAAAUGUCUCACGAGCUGUGUGUGCUUUGCUGAAUUCUGGUGGGGGAGUGAUCAAGGCUGACAUUGAGAAUGAAAACUAUGGUUACCAAAAAGAUGGAAUAGGAUUAGAUUUGGAAAAUUCUUUUAAGAUUAUUUUGCCAUCUUUUGUUCAUAAAUACCUAGACUUCAUGCAGCAAGGACACUGUUUUUUUAUUUUUGUGAAGUCAUGGAGCUCAGAAUCCUCUGGUCUGCAGAUUGCCACCGUGAACUCCAAUUUGUACCAGAGAGACAUAACAUCUGCAAAUGUCAUGAAUGCUGUUGGUGCACUGGAGUUUCUCAAAGAGAGGAAACAAUCAGGAGGGAGACUGUGUUUGAGACCACAGUUGUGUCCAGCAAGGGCUCGUAUUGAUGUACAAGAAGAAAGUAACGUGGAAACCUUGGCUGCUGACUUUUUUAACAGGCAGCAACUUGUGUACAAAGAAAAGCUCACCUUUACUGAAUCCACACAUGUUGAAAUUAAAUACUUCUCAACGGAAAAGUUGUUACAACGCAUUAAAGAGAGUCUCCCUCAGUAUGUUUCUGCAUUUGCAAAUACUGAAGGGGGAUAUUUAUUUAUUGGUUUAAAUGAUGAUAACCAAGAAAUAAUUGGCUUUAAAACAGAGACGAGUAAUCUCAGUAAGUUAGAAAAAGAUAUAGAGAAGUCCAUUAGGAAUUUGCCAACCCAUCACUUCUGUGUGGAGGAGAGGGAGAUAAAUUACUCAUGCAAAUUCCUUGAAGUAUACGAUGAUGGAAGUCUCUGUGGAUAUGUUUGUGCACUCAAAGUAGAACCGUUCUGCUGUGUAGUUUUUGCCAAAAAGCCCGAUUCCUGGCAUGUGAAAGACAACCAGGUGGAGCAGUUGACCACGAAGGAAUGGAUCCAGUUCAUGGUGGAUGCUGACCCAAAUUCUUUUAGGUGUUAUGAAGAGAUGUGCCUUCAAGGACCUACGUCAUCAUCCAGUCCCCGCAGAUGGCCUGUUCUUAAGCAUAAGAAUUUGAGAAGUCAGCAGCUGAGCUGUCAGUCUCCAGUACCAUCAAAAAGGAUGACAUAUACUCCAGAAACCCUGUACAAGGAGCUGUUUUCACGACAUGAAGGACUUGCACAGUUGAUAAGUAAAGAAAUGGGCUUUGUCGGUGAAGGUACAUUGAUCUUUUCUAGGAGCUGGUCUUUGGAUCUGGGCUUGGAAGAGAACCAGAACGUCAUCUGUGAUGCUCUUCUGAUUGCCCAGAACAGUCCCCCAGUCCUAUACACCUUUCUCAGGAAACUGGAUGAGAAGAUACAAGGCUAUUCUACCCAGACUGCCCUAACUUUAAAGCAGAAGCUGGUGAAAAUCGGUGGUUACACAGGAAAAGUGUGUGUCAUGAGAAAGGUCUGCUUGAGUCCUGGAAACAGUGCAAAACCCCCUGAUGACUCAGCCUUACAAAUACUUUACCCUUCGUCAUACAAUCUUCAAACUACUCAAACAAUGGAAAGCUUGCGGAAGGCCCUUGUAAUAGUCUUGAUGAGACUCGGAUCUUUGCGUAAAGAGUUGGCUGAUGAGAUUUUCAGCUUGCUCUUAGGUAAUCAGUAUGGAUUGCCUCAAAAGAAAUACAAGGAUGAUGAACAUUUGUCCAAGGCUCACUUGAAUCAUGGAAGGGAGACCAGGCAGCGAUGCUUUUCAUUGGAUAUUCUCUAA
Molecule: messenger RNA, 1830 nt
Organism: Orycteropus afer afer
Lineage: Eukaryota; Metazoa; Chordata; Mammalia; Tubulidentata; Orycteropodidae
Product: schlafen family member 12-like
Source: RefSeq, a predicted model, not a curated record